Molecule: messenger RNA, 690 nt
Organism: Ascochyta rabiei
Lineage: Eukaryota; Fungi; Ascomycota; Dothideomycetes; Pleosporales; Didymellaceae
Exons: 3
Coding region: 1-690 (229 amino acids)
Source: RefSeq, a predicted model, not a curated record
AUGACUUUUAAAUUAAUCAUCUCAGGCGUCACAGGUCGCAUUGGAAGGCAGGUUCUGCAUCACGCGCUCCAAAACCCAACAAUCACAUCCGUGAUCGCUUUGUCUCGGCGUGCGUCACCUGAUCUUGUACAGCAUGCCAAGGUGCUCGUGCUGGUGUUGCAAGACUUCACCGUGUAUCCAGAAGACGUAGUUGCAGAGCUAGCCGGCGCCGAUGGGUGCAUCUGGUGCAUGACGACGACUGCUGGAGACCCCGUCUUGGAGAUUGACUAUCCAAGAGCAUUCGCAAACGCCAUUACACCGAGUCUCGCUAAUCAUGGCAAGCCAUUCAGGUACCUGCAUCUAAGCGGUGGCUUGGUAGAACGUGAUCAGAAGAAAUUCCUUUGGAUGAAAGGAUCCGUGAGAAAGACAAAGGGCCAAGGUGAGACGCAGAUGAUAGGGAUCGCCAACGAACCGAGUCACUGCGGCUUGUGGGAGACGAUUAUCGCACGUCCAGGCAUGGUUGUUCAGAAAGGCAGCUACGUUGGAGAAGCGUCAAUGUGGCUCGCCGGCUCUUCGGGCUCUUGUAUAAGAUCCGACGAACUCGCCCUUGCACUGAUUGACGCGGUGCUGCAUGGCAGUGAACAGCUCCUCCUUCCCGCGACACUAUUGCGACGAGGUCAAGAGCUGGCCAAGCUUGCAGGGCUAGACUAA